GCUUUGGGUAAUGGCAGCGCUGUGAGGACGGAGCGGGGCAGCGACCGCGGCCGAGGGCAGGAGCGAGGGAGGCCGGGCGGGGGUCGCUGACUCGGGCCCCGGGCCGCCAGAUUAACACUAAAGCCCCACAAUGUCCUUGAAACCACGAGUAGUUGACUUUGAUGAAACAUGGAACAAACUUCUAACGACGAUUAAAGCUGUUGUUAUGUUGGAUUAUGUUGAAAGAGCAACGUGGAAUGAUCGCUUCUCAGACAUUUAUGCUUUGUGUGUGGCCUAUCCUGAACCUCUUGGAGAGAGACUUUAUACUGAGACUAAAAUUUUUUUGGAAAAUCACGUACGCCAUUUGCACAAGAGAGUUCUGGAAGCUGAAGAACAAGUACUGGUUAUGUAUCACAGAUACUGGGAAGAGUAUAGCAAAGGGGCAGACUAUAUGGACUGUUUAUACAGGUACCUCAACACACAGUUUAUUAAGAAGAACAAAUUGACUGAAGCUGAUCUUCAGUAUGGCUAUGGAGGGGUGGAUAUGAAUGAACCUUUGAUGGAAAUUGGAGAGCUAGCUCUUGAUAUGUGGAGAAAAUUAAUGAUUGAGCCACUGCAGGCCAUCCUUAUUCGGAUGCUCCUCCGAGAAAUAAAAAACCCAAGCACUCCUCCUACAAGGCAAGCUGAAUAUCAACUUAAGCAUUUUUGUUCCAACACAACAGGAAGCCGACAAGAUCUUGAAUUUGAUCGCUGUGGAGAAGACCCAAACCAGAAAGUAAUCCAUGGGGUUAUUAACUCCUUUGUUCAUGUUGAACAGUAUAAGAAAAAAUUCCCCCUAAAGUUUUAUCAGGAAAUUUUUGAGUGUCCUUUUCUGAAUGAAACAGGGGAGUAUUAUAAACAAGAAGCUUCAAAUUUAUUGCAAGAGUCAAAUUGCUCACAGUACAUGGAGAAGGUUUUAGGUAGAUUAAAAGAUGAAGAAAUGAGGUGUCGGAAAUACUUGCAUCCCAGCUCUUAUGGCAAAGUGAUUCAUGAAUGCCAACAGAGGAUGGUAGCUGAUCACUUGCAGUUUCUACAUGCAGAAUGUCACAAUAUUAUCAGACAAGAGAAAAGAAGUGACAUGGCAAAUAUGUAUACUCUGCUUCGUGCUGUGUCAAGUGGUUUACCUCAUAUGAUUCAGGAACUACAAAACCAUAUCCAUGAUGAGGGCCUUAGAGCAACCAGCAAUCUUUCUCAGGAAAAUAUGCCAACUCAGUUUGUGGAGUCAGUUUUGGAAGUACAUAGUAAAUUUGUGCAACUCAUCAACACUGUUUUGAAUGGUGAUCAACACUUUAUGAGUGCCCUUGACAAGGCUUUGACAUCAGUAGUUAACUAUAGGGAGCCCAAGUCAAUCUGCAAAGCACCUGAGUUGCUGGCCAAGUACUGUGACAACUUGUUGAAGAAAUCAGCAAAAGGAAUGACAGAGAAUGAAGUAGAAGAUAAACUUACAAGUUUCAUUACUGUUUUCAAAUACAUUGAUGACAAAGAUGUAUUCCAAAAGUUCUAUGCCAGAAUGUUGGCAAAAAGAUUAAUUCAUGGUUUGUCUAUGUCUAUGGAUUCUGAAGAAGCCAUGAUAAAUAAACUAAAGCAAGCCUGUGGUUAUGAAUUUACCAGCAAGCUCCACCGAAUGUAUACAGACAUGAGUGUCAGUGCUGAUCUCAACAAUAAAUUCAACAACUUUAUCAAAAACCAGGACACGAUUAUAGAUUUGGGAAUUAGCUUUCAGAUAUAUGUUCUACAGGCUGGUGCAUGGCCUCUAACUCAGGCUCCUUCUUCUACAUUUGCAAUUCCUCAGGAACUGGAAAAAAGUGUACAGAUGUUUGAAUUAUUUUACAGUCAGCAUUUUAGUGGAAGGAAGCUUACUUGGUUACAUUAUCUUUGUACAGGUGAAGUAAAAAUGAACUAUUUGUGCAAACCUUAUGUAGCCAUGGUCACAACAUACCAAAUGGCAGUGUUGCUUGCCUUCAACAACAGUGAGACUGUCAGUUAUAAGGAGCUUCAGGACAGCACACAAAUGAAUGAGAAGGAGCUGACAAAAACCAUCAAAUCUUUGCUUGAUGUCAAAAUGAUAAACCAUGACUCAGACAAGGAAGACAUAGAGACAGAAUCUACGUUUUCAUUAAAUAUGAACUUCAGCAGUAAACGAACAAAAUUUAAAAUUACAACAUCAAUGCAGAAAGACACACCACAGGAGAUGGAGCAGACCAGAAGUGCUGUAGAUGAAGACAGAAAAAUGUAUCUCCAAGCUGCUAUAGUCCGUAUCAUGAAAGCACGUAAAGUGUUGCGACAUAAUGCUCUAAUUCAGGAGGUAAUCAGCCAAUCAAGAGCUAGGUUUAACCCAAGUAUCAGCAUGAUUAAGAAGUGUAUUGAAGUUCUGAUAGACAAACAGUACAUAGAGCGAAGCCAGGCCUCUGCAGACGAAUACAGUUAUGUAGCAUGAUGUUGCUAUCCUGCAGGUAUGAUUGUAAGGAGAUCAUUGCUGUCACUGUUUGGUGUGUUCCUGUGGGAAGAGGCAGGCCUGUGCCUCCAUAAUUGGUCACUUGGCAGCCCCUGUUUUUCUGCUGUUUACAACAUCACCAGUGCCAUGUCAUGAGCGUCAAUGAAAAUGCCUAUAGAUAUUUCAAGCUCAUGUCAUUAUGACAUUUCUUAAAACUUUACUAAAAGAAUGAGUGAAGUAUUGCUGAAAUGUGAUGAAUUGGUUGGGUACCAUGCUUUUUUUUUUUUCCCCCUCCCCUUUCACGUUUGCAGUUGAUGUUUUUUAAUGUAUCUUAAGACAAAGUAAAAAAAAAAAAUCACACAAAAAACCUAAAUAUUGUAAUAUGACAGAUAACCUAAUAAUUGUAUCUACAUUAAAAUGUAAAAAAAAAUGACGAACAUGAUACUGCUGCUUGUCAAAUAAAAAAAUAAAGUUAUAUAAUGUGUCUUGAAUGAUUGUAGAGCUGGAUAUAGCAUUAAUGUCUGUAAAUAUUAUUCAGGCCUGAAGAGUAAAAAUAAUGUUAUGUGUUUGGGUUUUGGAUAACCUCAGAAGUAGAUCUGACGUAAGAACUAAUUUAUAUAAAACGGAAUACCAGGUAUGUCAUGUUUGAUGUGAUUAUAAAAAAAAAUAUUUAUGGUUAA
Messenger RNA from Chiroxiphia lanceolata (lance-tailed manakin), 3132 nucleotides. RefSeq names its product cullin 2 (gene CUL2). Gene Ontology annotation, molecular function: ubiquitin protein ligase binding. The coding region runs from base 131 to 2455 and encodes 774 amino acids. Gene Ontology annotation, biological process: SCF-dependent proteasomal ubiquitin-dependent protein catabolic process; protein ubiquitination. The transcript has 22 exons. NCBI's taxonomy places the organism in Eukaryota, Metazoa, Chordata, Aves, Passeriformes, Pipridae. The record is from RefSeq and is a predicted model, not a curated record. Gene Ontology annotation, cellular component: SCF ubiquitin ligase complex; Cul2-RING ubiquitin ligase complex.